This is a messenger RNA of Merops nubicus (carmine bee-eater), 2460 nucleotides long. Its product is annotated as solute carrier family 12 member 2-like. Gene Ontology annotation, cellular component: membrane. The coding region runs from base 1 to 1959 and encodes 652 amino acids. Gene Ontology annotation, biological process: sodium ion homeostasis; chloride transmembrane transport; potassium ion homeostasis. NCBI's taxonomy places the organism in Eukaryota, Metazoa, Chordata, Aves, Coraciiformes, Meropidae. Gene Ontology annotation, molecular function: ammonium channel activity; sodium:potassium:chloride symporter activity. The record is from RefSeq and is a predicted model, not a curated record. The transcript has 18 exons.
AUGAACAGAAUUUACAAGGAGAAAGUAAAACCUGAGCAGAUUGUAAGAACUAAACUGCGAGAAGUUGAUGCAAGUGCAGUGAUGAGCAUGGUGUCAGGAUUUGCACCACUGAUUUCUGCAGGUAUUUUUUCAGCCACCCUCUCUUCUGCAUUAGCAUCUCUUGUGAGUGCACCUAAGAUCUUCCAGGCUUUAUGCAAGGACAACAUUUAUCCAGGAUUUCAAAUGUUUGCUAAAGGUUAUGGGAAGAACAAUGAACCACUGAGAGGAUAUCUUCUAACAUUUUUAAUUGCUCUUGGAUUCAUACUAAUUGCUGAACUGAACGUCAUUGCUCCAAUUAUUUCUAACUUCUUCUUGGCCUCAUAUGCCUUGAUUAACUUCUCUGUAUUCCAUGCUUCUCUUGCAAAAUCUCCAGGUUGGCGCCCUGCUUUCAAAUACUACAAUAUGUGGAUUUCUCUUGUUGGAGCUAUUCUGUGCUGCAUUGUGAUGUUUGUCAUUAACUGGUGGGCAGCACUUCUAACAUAUGUCAUAGUCCUCGGACUCUACAUUUAUGUCACUUACAAAAAACCAGAUGUGAACUGGGGAUCCUCAACUCAAGCUUUGACUUACCUGAAUGCACUACAGCAUUCUAUUCGGCUCUCAGGAGUGGAAGAUCAUGUGAAAAACUUUAGACCUCAGUGCUUAAUUAUGACAGGCCCUCCAAAUGCACGUCCAGCUUUGCUUCACCUUGUUCAUGCUUUCACCAAGAAUGUGGGCUUGAUGAUUUGUGGCCAUGUACAUAUGGGUCCACGGAGACAAGCCAUGAAGGAACUGUCAACUGAUUUGGCUAAAUACCAGAGAUGGCUAAUUAAAAACAAGAUGAAGGCUUUCUAUGCACCAGUGCAUGCAGAGGACUUAAGGGACGGAGGACAAUACUUAAUGCAGGCUGCUGGUCUAGGUAGAAUGAGGCCAAACACCCUUGUUGUUGGAUUUAAGAAAAACUGGAGACAGAGUGACAUGAGAGAUGUUGAAACCUAUAUCAAUUUGUUCCAUGAUGCCUUUGAUGUUCAGUAUGGCGUAGUUGCCAUACGCCUAAAGGAGGGCCUGGACGUUUCUCACCUUCAGGGCCAAGAAGAGUUACUGUCAUCCCAAGAAAAAUCUCCAUGUCCCAAGGAUGUCAUAGUAAAAGUGGAUUAUAGCAAGAAGUCUGAGACAGACACUCCUAUAGCUUUUGCUCUAUCAUCUACUGAAAGAACUCCUACUCUGCCUAAAGAGGAGGACGAGGAUGGAAAGACUCCAACACAACCACUGUUGAAAAAAGAUUCAAAGAGCCCAUCUUCUCCUUUAAAUGUGGUUGACCAAAGACUUCUUGAUGCUAGUACUCAGUUUCAGAAGAAACAAGGCAAAAGCAAUAUCGAUGUAUGGUGGCUCUUUGAUGAUGGAGGUUUGACACUCUUGAUUCCAUAUCUUAUUACAACCAAAAAGAAGUGGAAAGACUGUAAGAUCAGAGUGUUCAUUGGUGGAAAAAUAAACAGGAUUGAUCAUGACAGGAGAGCGAUGGCUACUUUGCUCAGCAAAUUUCGGAUAGACUUCUCAGACAUUAUGGUUCUUGGGGAUAUUAAUACUAAGCCAAAGAAAGAAAAUAUUGCAGCUUUUGAAGAAAUGAUAGAGCCCUUCCGACUUCAUGAAGAUGAUAAAGAACAAGAAGUUGCAGACAAAAUGAAGGAGGAUGAGCCAUGGAGGAUAACAGAUAAUGAACUUGAACUUUACAAAACAAAGACUUAUCGCCAGAUUCGGCUAAAUGAGUUGCUGAAAGAACACUCAAGUACAGCUAACAUAAUUGUUAUGAGUUUGCCUGUUGCACGAAAAGGUGCCGUUUCAAGUGCACUGUACAUGGCCUGGUUGGAAGCUCUUUCUAAAGAUCUGCCGCCAAUCCUCCUUGUUCGUGGGAACCAUCAGAGUGUUCUUACCUUCUACUCCUAAGAGUACUGAGCAUAGGACAGCGACGGUGAAAUGGUACUGCAGUGCCCAGGGGAGAGUGGCUGACACGGUCUGUAGUCUGUUAACAUCACAAAAGCAAAAAGUGACUCUUCUUUCACUAUUUCACUGACUUGAAAGCACACAAGGAAAGUCACUGUAUUUCUAAAGUUGUGACAUCUUGAGUUUUAUUCUAUAUUUUCUGUAAUUUAGUCUUGCUUAAUGGGGGAGGAUUCCUUGUUAGACUGAAGAACAUGACAAGCUUUUUGUUUGCUGUUUGAAUAGCAGCAAUAAAAUGUUUUAUUUUUGAUCAAUGAAAGGAUUAUAGAUUUUUAAAAGCCUUUUAGCCUUGAGGUGCCUUCUGAAAUUAACCAAAUCUCAUCCAUACAUCCUAUUUUGUAAAUUUAUAUAGAAUGUCAAAAUCUGCCUUCAAGUAAGAGUUUAGAUCAGACUUCCUUUAGUUUCUAGUUUCUUCCAUAUUACAAUAUAAAUGAAUGCUGCUUUUCA